This is a messenger RNA of Chelonoidis abingdonii (Abingdon island giant tortoise), 5859 nucleotides long. Its product is annotated as neuropeptide Y receptor type 6-like. Gene Ontology annotation, molecular function: neuropeptide binding; neuropeptide Y receptor activity. NCBI's taxonomy places the organism in Eukaryota, Metazoa, Chordata, Testudines, Testudinidae. The record is from RefSeq and is a predicted model, not a curated record. Gene Ontology annotation, cellular component: plasma membrane; neuron projection. Gene Ontology annotation, biological process: G protein-coupled receptor signaling pathway.
AGGUAAUUGAAAAUGAGAUUUCAAGAUAAUGCUUGAAAAAACGGGGAAAGAAAAUAUCAUCCCCAUGGCUACUGGUCCUCUCUCCUCCCUGCUUUCUUCUCAUUGGUGUUUCCUUCUUCUUGGAUUCCAGAGCUUGUUUUAUUUCUCAGCAGCCGUUCCACAGUGAGGUGGCUUCAAUUCCCCAUUGGAAAUCUGAAUGAAGCUGCAGUUUGCUCAGGAAGGGAAGAAAGAAAAGUUUAGAUGUGGCUUUAGCAGCACAUCUUCUGAUUUCUUCAGGCACAAAGAAGAUGUGUUUGCUGACAUCAUACUUCACCUGAAAAGGAAAAGAAAAUCCGUUAAAGACAGAAGUGUGGAAAUAUGACUUGAAUUUUCCAACAGGGCUAUCACAGUGUAAUGUUUACUGCUACAGAUGCAGAAUGACUGCUUCGGGCUUAUUGCCCUAUGCCUCCCACCAAAGGGACUAAGGGCCAAAUGGAGGUGGUCUCUUUGACAUUGAUACAAGUAGAAAAAGGCAUCCAGGAUGGAAAUCCAGUACACAACCAUUGCAACCUGCACCUGUAUUCCUCCCUGGACCUAUGAUGUUCAUAUUCUACAGACCUCAUAAAGGAUUCUUCAAUGCUGUAAGUACUAAUGUCAGAUCUGCUCAAACAGAGCAUGAUGAAGAACAAGCAUAAAGAUUGAAUCCUAUUAAUCAUGGGCUUGGGAUGCUCCAAGCAAAAUAUCUUCUAAAUAAUUAUGGUCAAAAAAUAGGCUUUGCAUACUAAAUUAUGUCCAUGGUUUUAGGAUUCCUUUAUAAUGGAGAAACCCACUCAGCAUCCUAGUGAGGGUUUGUUUAAUCAAACUAUUGCAAACAGCAGCAACUCACCGUUUUCACACUUUGAUUCAUGUCAGCCUUCUUUCCCUGCAGUCUUCUUGUUCAUCACGGCUUAUACUGUCGUGACAAUAGUGGGGCUUUUUGGAAACCUUUGCCUGAUUGUUAUAAUAAAAAGACAGAAAGAAGCUCAAAAUGUUACAAAUAUUCUGAUUGCCAAUCUCUCCUUAUCCGAUGUCUUGAUAUGCAUCAUGUGCAUUCCUGUCACAGUUGCAUACACGUUGAUGGACUAUUGGAUAUUUGGCGAGGCUAUGUGUAAAAUCAGCUCUUUUGUACAAAGUAUGUCUGUCACAGUCUCCAUAUUCUCACUUGUAUUAAUUGCUGUCGAGAGACACCAGUUAAUAGUGAAUCCACGUGGCUGGAAGCCAAAUAUGUUACACGCUUACUGGGGAAUUAUCUUCAUCUGGGGGGUUUCCCUUAUCAUAUCCAUUCCUUUUUUUAUAUUCCACCAACUAUCUGAUGAACCCUUUAAGAAUCUCUCUUACCAAAGCGAUUUCUACAUGAACAAAGUUGUUUGCAUUGAAGCAUGGCCAUCAGUUGCAGAGCGACUGGUCUUUACCACCAGUCUGCUGGUUUUCCAGUAUUGCUUCCCACUGGGCUUUAUUUUUAUCUGCUAUCUCAAGAUAUUUGUAUGUCUCCGGCGGAGACAUGGUAAAGUGGAUGGGAUGAGGGAGAAUGAGAGCAGACUAAAUGAGAGCAAAAGGAUUAAUAUCAUGCUCAUUUCAAUUGUCGUGACCUUUGCAGCUUGCUGGUUGCCUCUAAACAUAUUUAAUGUCAUUUUUGACUGGAACUAUGAGGCCCUGAUGAACUGCCACCAUAACUUAGUGUUCACAUUGUGCCACCUGGUAGCCAUGCUCUCAACAUGUAUCAAUCCUAUCUUUUAUGGAUUUCUCAACAAGAAUUUCCAGAAGGAUUUAAUAGUGUUAAUUCACCACUGCAGAUGCUUCACAUCUCAGGAGGAAUAUGAGAACAUUGCCCUUUCAACCCUGAACACUGAUGUAUCCAAGGUGUCCUUGAAAUUAAAUAAUGCCCCUGUGAAUAGCUAAAAUAAUCCAGCAUGACAGUCUCCAAAACUCUGUAUUUAUUGUGAAUUUACUGAUUCUGGUUGAUUCUUUCAUAGGAUUAUAAAGAUCUUGAGCUGUUCCCACUAAUGCCAGAGAGAGUCUUUGCCGUUUAGUUCAGUGGGAGCAGCUAAACUUAUCGUGUAAACUGUUCCUUGUACAUAACAUUAUUGCUUAUUAAUUCUAGUAAAUCACCCCCCAGAAAUCCUUUACAGUCAACACUGUGAAAUACCAGCAGUAUUAGCAUAUCAUUUUUAAGCACAUGAUUUCACUAUCAAUGACUGCCUCCCUCAGAAAUUUUCCAGCUCAGUGAUACAUGUGACAUUCCCUGGGUAAAAUGCUCUCUUCUGCUUCCCCAGGAUAAUCCAUCCAUUCCAAGGUGCCCCCAAAUCCACCAGUCCCUCCUCUGCCCUGCCCUCUAGCCUUGUGCCUCUCGACCCCGCCAUGUUUUCCCUUCACCUCAUAGAGGCUACUUCAGAUGGCCCAUCCACAUGGCAGCUGUCCCUCACAAUGGUGGUAGGUGCAGCCCUUGUUGGUAGCAGUAGUGGCAGGCAGGAUGUCCUGCAGCUUCUGGCUAGGAGUGGCUGGUCCAGUAGGAAGCAGGUCCCCCUGCUGGAUAGCAGUUUGGGGAAGGGGUUCCCUUUUGGUUUUUGAUGCAAGUGGUCUACCUUAAUUAAUGGAUAGGGUUGGGUUUCAUGGCUGAUGUAUGCAUGGGUAGGGGUGGCAAAUUAGAACCAGGUAUCCCAGGCUGCUGAACUAGGAGCUAGGUCAGGCGAUGGGAUUUCUCUGGGUAGAAAUGGCAGGUCAGGGACAAGGUGGGAAGGAACCCAGAUUUUCAGAUUCAGAUCUAGGGCUGGGCAGGUAGGCAUUGCGAGGGGAGGUGGGGAAGCAGCCAGCAGCAGCCCCUGAACUUCCACUCGGUACAGCAACAGCUUGGCCUGCCUCUUCUCUUUUCCUCCUUGUGCAAUGCUGAAGCAGCAGCAGCAACGAUUGGGAGUGCAGGCAUUAUGUGGUGUGUGCUCCAUUGGCUCUGAGCAAUGCUUGUGGGGGGAGAAACAGGAGAGGAGCUCUCGUUGGAGCAGAUCCCACAGCACUGGUGGAAGCACCUGCCACAAGAUGGCUGUCAGAGGCUGCAGCUGCCAGCACAGUCCCAGUGCUGAAAACGCUGACAACCAGAGCUGGCCUUAGCAUUUUCAAGUUCUGUUCUACGCAGGCUCUUAUACCACUCUCAUCACUGAGUGUGAGAGCCUUCCAUUCGUGCUUUAGUCAAUGUGACUACACGUCUCUCUAAGUUGGCCUGUGAAACAAUUUUUAGUUAUCCCUCCACCCACCAGUACCUGACUCCUGUAUCUUGUUAUUACAGCAGUGUGGGCACAGAUGGAGGAAUGGUUUUCUGAGGGGUUAGGAAGAUCAUUCUUUGGGAUAUGUCCUUAACUCACUUAUUUUACGUAAAAAGUGAGUCUGGGGGAAGCUUCGUUAGGGUCUCUCAACCCUCUCUCUGCUUCUCGCUUUCAGCCCUAGCAAGUACUUUCCUUUGUUUUAUAUGCACUUGUGCUGGUUUGCAGUUUCCAGACUUUGUUCACAAUUAAAAGAGCUAGAGACUUAAUUUUUGUUUUUAAAUGAAAGUUGAGAUGGGCUCCAAAUGAGCCCCUACAAGUGCCAUCCAGCUCACCAGCAUUCAAGAUGAAAAAUGCAUAUAGCAUUUCUCUUAUUUGUAUUGUAUUCUCCUCUCUUCCUCCAGCACAAACUGUAGGCGUCUGUUAUAAACACCACUACUUCUGAAAACAGGCUCUUUAGAACAGCUAUUAUCAAACCGACUAUGAAUUCAUAAUUACUCAUUGGCUUCAGCUACUUAUACAGAUGAAAACAUGUUUGCCUUUGGAUAGAAAAUUUGUUUUGUGCUUUAGUUUCAGAAAUAUCCUCCCCCAUCCCUGUGUGUUAGUAAGCAAUAAUGCAAAAAGGUGCCUGGGUAAGAUAGGGUAUUUUUUGUUUGCCAUGUAUAUCCUGUUCAGACUGGCUUUUGCUACAGUGCAGUGCAUGGAAGACUAAAGCUGUAAAAUUAAUGUUUUGUAAUUAAAACAUACUGUUAAUUGUUUUAAAAGUUAAGACAUACUGAAUAUACUCUCUAGCCACCUCUAUGGUGCCAUCAUUGACUCAUUUAGGAAUGUCCGAGUGGCAAUAAUUAGAGAGUUUAAAUGGGGACAGCUAAAAUGCUUAAGACUAAUAUGCACCAGCACAUUUCUCCAUUUUCCUUUUCCUGUUUGGAUUAUUUUUGUAUAAGCUUUCCCUACCACUCUGGCUAGUUAGCACAGAUAUGUAUAUGUCAGAAAAGGCUCUCUUCCUCAUUGAUCAAUAGCUCUAAGUACAGUGACCUCUAAAUGCUAUAUAUAUUAUCUCAAUCUCUCAAUGGCAACUGAUUGUGAUGUCAUAAACACAGAAUUAAGUUUCACAGCAGGAUGUACCUGAGAGUGACUUUUUUUAAUCUCAAAUUAAAAAAAAAAAAUUGAGAGAUUUCCAGACUUAUCUUGAUCCAGCUGUCACCAGGCAUAUUUAUGCCUUUGUCACUUUCUAGACUGACUAUGGUUAUUUACUAUAAUUUAGGCAGUCUGAACCCCAUUAAAAAAAACCUCCAAUUAUUCUAUGACUGACAGUCUUAAUUACUGUACUAAUCCAAGAAGCAUCACCCUCAUUUUUAGCCACAAGAGAAGUUCAUAAUAAUUUUCAAAACUAUUUUUUUAAAACAUCCCAAACUACUACGUGACUUUCAUCAUUCUGGCUUGACAUGGCUAAUAAUCUGAUCUUUUAUUCACCUAUACGCCAGCUCACAUUUUAAGUCCCUAUGAACAGGGAUAUUAAGUUUCUCCAGCUAUAGACUGAAGAUUGUAAAGGACAGAGUAUUUCAGGGUUCAGAGUGUCCCAGGGCAAAAAGUGUGAAUACAAGUUCCAAAACAGUUUAUGUACAGUUUGGUUCUCUGAAGACUUGCAGAUUAUCUGAGGUAUGCCUACCCUAGCCCUAUCUGAGGGUCUGUCUACACUAGAAAUGCUACAGCUGUGCUGUUGUAGUGUAGACACUUACUAUAAUGAGGAAGGGGUUCUUCCGUCACUAUAGUAAAUCCACUUCUUCAAGAGAUUCUUCCAUUGACCUAGUGUUGUCUGCACUGGGGUUUAGGUUGGCUUAACUAGGUAUCUCAGGGGUGUGAUGCAGCUAGGUCAACCUGACCUCUUCGUGUAGACCAGCCCUGAGUUCUGUAGACUAGAGCACAAUAUGUCUUAUAAAGCAUCUUUUAAAGUGCGCUCAUGAAAUCUCUUGGAAUACUGUAUGCAUUUUUCAAAUCCACACGGGCAGUGGGAGCUCUGCCUGAGCUAAGAGUGCAGGACUGGGCCCUAUAUUGUUGUAAACCAUUAAUUCUUCUCCGAUAACAGUAGGCAUUUAAAUAUGAUUUAAUAACUAAGGAUGUUUCUGCACUUUAAAACACUACAGCAGCACAGGGACAGUGCGAGUGCAGAUAUUUAGUGCAGCGGCAGGAGGGAUUCUCCCAUUGCUGUAGGUAAUUCACCUCGCCAAGAGGCAGUAGCAGCUAGGACGAUGGAAGACUCGAGCUGACUACAUCGGGGGUAGGUCGACUUACCUACAUCUCUCAAGGAUGUCGAUUUUUCACAUCCCAAAAGACAUGUAGCUAUGUCAAUAUAAAGUUUCAGUAUAGACCAGCCCUGAGUUUUAGGAGUUGCCAAAUAACCUUUAGCUAUUUCAAUACUGACAUAAACAUGCCUUGUGAUUGGGUUGAUUCCUAAAACUGUAACUAUUUAUCAUGUUGUCCGGCUUGAGUGAAAAGAAUUUACAUCCAAAUUGUAACUUGCUCCCUAGUGUAUACACCUCUACCCCACUAUAACGUGAUCCGAUAUAACACGGGUUCGCAUAUAGCGCAG